AAUGUAAAAUGUUCAGGCAAGGUGGCGUACUCUUUCCCAUCUUUGCUGAGUAUAAAAGCAUUUCUUUCUCAUUUGUGCCUCAGACGAGACUUGCUAUAAAACCAUGGAAAACUCUCAGCCUCUAGCCACUGCUAGUUAAUUUCUGAGCAAGUCUUUCCAAUUGCCUCCUCAGAUAAGACUCAAGGGUCUCCUUAAAACCAUGGACAACUCCCAACCCCUUGCAACAGACAGUUUUUCUUAUAGUUGGUUGAUAAACCAGGAGCCUUCUUUGGAUGGCCUUCUUGAAUCUCUCCGGCCAUCAGUUGAUUUUUCCAACGAAACAGUACCUAUGGUCCAUCACCUGAACAAAAUCUUCAAAGAUGACCAAGAGUUUGAUUUUAAUGUUACUCCAGGCUCUAGAUCUUCUCUUGCUCUUGUUGAUGCUGAUGAAAUAUUUGCUGAAGGAUGCAUCAAGCCAAUUUUUCCUAAUCGUAAUCGGACAAAGAUGCAGCCCUCAUUAUCAGUUCCUGCUACACCUCUCUCUUCAGUUUCUUCCAGAACUUUAUCUGUUUCUUCAGCUUAUCAGGGUAAAUAUUAUUCAAGCAGAAAAUGGACGAAAUCAUCCAACAAAGUCUUGCAGAGAUGUUUUUCACUUCUCAAGCCCUUCUGCCAGGGAUUUGGAUGGUCAAGAAAAAGCAUUAGGGUAGAUGAUUUAGACAGGAAAGUUUUGGAAGUUCAAAGUAGGAGCAAUUCACAGCAGGCAUCUCCAGAUCGACGAACUGCUUAUUCUGCUGCCAAUUGGGCCGCUGUGAAGCAAACAAGCAAUACACUUGAUGCUUGUAGGAGACUGCAGAACUCAGAAACUAAAAUCUUGAGCAAUUCACCGCAGGCCUCUACACCGCGAAGUCCAUCACACUAUACCGACUCUAGGCUUGAUAUUGAAAGCUCAAUUCAUGAAGCAAUUCUCCACUGCAAAAGAUCAUUUGCAAACCGAGAGACGUAGCUGUUACAUCAUGAGAGAAAGUGGAAAGGAUCAAGGAGCAAGGAGUGCUAGAAGUAAAUGCAUGCCAAAAGUUACGCCAUGAUGCUUAAAGAUGUUCAUCUUUUCUCCUUCUUCUUCUUCCUUUUGUAAGAUUGUACAUCCAAAUUUUUGUUUUUAGAAGUUCAUAAGCAUUGUGAACAAUCUUGAUUUGUUAACUUUGACACAGAAAGAGUAAAAUUUUCAUGCUUAUUUUCGUUUUCCA
This is a messenger RNA of Coffea arabica (coffee), 1223 nucleotides long. RefSeq names its product probable membrane-associated kinase regulator 6. The record is from RefSeq and is a predicted model, not a curated record. NCBI's taxonomy places the organism in Eukaryota, Viridiplantae, Streptophyta, Magnoliopsida, Gentianales, Rubiaceae.